Messenger RNA from Hordeum vulgare subsp. vulgare (domesticated barley), 1303 nucleotides. Its product is annotated as GDSL esterase/lipase At1g28600-like. The coding region runs from base 36 to 1157 and encodes 373 amino acids. The transcript is spliced from 5 exons. The record is from RefSeq and is a predicted model, not a curated record. NCBI's taxonomy places the organism in Eukaryota, Viridiplantae, Streptophyta, Magnoliopsida, Poales, Poaceae. Gene Ontology annotation, molecular function: hydrolase activity, acting on ester bonds.
GCAAAGCUUUGCCACAGCAGCGGAAGCAACCAGGUAUGAGGCCACCUCAUGCAGCGCUCCUCUUGCUCUUCAUCCUGGCGUGCCUCCGCGGUGCCUACUCCGGUGGCGGACGGAGCCGCUUCACCUCCAUAAUAAGCUUCGGCGACUCCUACGCCGACACGGGUAACUUGGUCAAGUGGGCUGAUCCCGUCUUUCCCGGUCCUCUGCCACUCGAGAACCUCCCCUACGGCCAGACCUUCUUCGGCUACCCCACCGGACGUGCCACCGACGGCCGCCUUGUGCUCGACUUCAUCGCCGAGGCUUUGGGUCUGCCUUUCGUGCCGCCGUACCUCGCCAAGGGGAGCAACUUCUCCGCCGGAGUAAACUUCGCCGUGGCCGGAGCGCCGGCUCUGAACCUGACAUACCUGCAGGGGCAGAAUUUCACAGUGAACCCUCCGAUCAACAGCUCCCUCCACGAUCAGCUCGAGUGGUUCCAGAAACUGAAGCCUUCGCUCUGCAAGGGACAAGGUACUGAUUGCUUCGGGAGCUCCCUGUUUGUCAUGGGAGAGUUUGGAUCAAAUGACUACAGGAACAUCCUCAUGUCCAACAAGACCGUUGAACAAGCCUUAGUUUAUGUUCCUCAAAUUGUUGACAGCAUCUCCAGAGGCGUAGAGAGACUGAUCCAGCAAGGCGCCAAAUACAUCGUUGUGGCAGACGUCUUCCCGACGGGCUGCAUACCACCAAUUCUCACAAUGCUGGCUAGCCCAAACAAGAUGGAGUACGAUCGGCAUGGAUGCCUCAAGAGUGGGAACAGGUUGGGGCGCUCCCAGAACACUCUUCUCCGCCACCGGAUCAAGGUGCUCCGGCGCAAGUACCCGCAUACGACGAUCAUCGCCGCCGAGUACUACCGACCCAUCCUAGCUUUUCUAGAUAUGCCGGGGCAUUUUGGACUGAAUAGCAGCACAACCCUCCUCACCUGUUGUGGUGCAGGAGGCCCUCCUUAUAACUACGACUUCAAUGCAGGGUGCGGCCUGCCGGGUGUGAAGGCGUGCGCAGAUCCAUCUCACGCACUUCAGUGGGAUGGUUUCCACCUGACGGAGUCCGCCUACAGGGUCAUCGCCGAUGGGUGGCUCCAUGGCCCCUACGCGGAUCCAUCGAUAAUGCACGUACGCUCAUAGUUUGUUUCCUACCGGCCUAAGGCGUCGUGUGCACUAUUGUUGAAAAUUCAGAUCCACGUGCAUGCACAAAUUUAUGGCCCUAAAUGUAUCUCGCUUGAAGCACACAACUAAACUAGCAAAGCAACUCGUUCAUUUGCGGGAUCAAA